Oryza brachyantha (malo sina) is the source of this 3821-nucleotide messenger RNA. Its product is annotated as probable LRR receptor-like serine/threonine-protein kinase At1g74360. Gene Ontology annotation, molecular function: protein kinase activity; ATP binding; protein binding. The record is from RefSeq and is a predicted model, not a curated record. NCBI's taxonomy places the organism in Eukaryota, Viridiplantae, Streptophyta, Magnoliopsida, Poales, Poaceae. The transcript has 2 exons. Gene Ontology annotation, biological process: protein phosphorylation. Gene Ontology annotation, cellular component: plasma membrane. The coding region runs from base 216 to 3581 and encodes 1121 amino acids.
CCCAGCAGCACUCAUCUCACACUUCGUCUCCUUUUCUUUCGCUUUCUAUCUCGAAUUGGCGAGAGGUAGAGGAGGAGGAGGAGGAGGAGUAGCAGAGGCGGAGACGCAGCUCGCACAUGAGGAGGUGUCGUCCUCCCAGCUCACCGCCGCCGCCGCCGCCGUCGUCGUCGUUGUAGCUUCCGGUGUUCUUCUUCCAUGAUUCACGAAGGCGGGCCAUGUCUCCCCUGCUUCUUGGAUUCCUCUGUUUGCUCUUCUUCUUCGCAGGUGAGGUGGUGGUGGCGGCGGUGGCCGCGGGGAGCGACGGCGCCGGCGCCGGCGGCGGAGACAGGGAGGUGCUGGUCGAGCUGAAGAGGUUUCUUCAGGCGAACAACAAGUUCAACCGGGGAGCUUAUGACAGGUGGUCGGAGUCGGACCCGUCGCCGUGCGGGUGGGCCGGCGUCACCUGCGACGGCGACGGCCGGGUGACGGCGCUGAACCUGUCGGGCUCGACCAUCAGCGGCGGCGCGUUCGGCAACUUCUCGCGGCUCACGGCGCUCACGUGGCUGGACCUGUCCGACAACAGCAUCGGCGGCGAGCUCCCCGCCGGCGACCUCGCCCAAUGCCGCGGCCUCGUGCACCUCAACCUGUCGCACAACCUCAUCGCCGGCGCGCUCGACCUCUCCGGCCUCACCGGGCUGCGCACGCUCGACGUGUCGGGGAACCGGCUCGAGGGCGGCAUCGCGGCCAACUUCCCGGCGAUAUGCGGCGACCUCGCCGUGCUCAACGUGUCCAGCAACAGGCUCGCCGGCAACGUCACCGCCCUCUUCGAUGGUUGCCCCAAGCUCGAGUACAUCGACCUCAGCUCGAACAACUUCACCGGCGAGCUGUGGCCGGGCAUCUCAAGGUUCACGCAGUUCAACGUCGCCGAGAACAACCUCACCGGCGGCGUCCCGGCAACCACGUUCCCCGGCGGAUGCAAGCUCCAGUCCCUAGACCUCUCCGCGAACCACCUCCUCGGAGGCUUCCCGGAUUCCAUCGCCAGCUGCUCGAACCUAACGUAUCUGUCGCUGUGGGGGAACAAUUUCGCCGGCAAGAUACCCGCCGGAAUCGGGAAGCUCGCCGGACUCGAGACGCUGAUUCUCGGCAAGAACCGCUUCGACCAGCGGAUUCCGCCGGAGCUGACGAACUGCACGUCUCUCCAGUUCUUGGACAUCAGCAGCAACUCGUUCGGAGGCGACAUGCAAGAGAUUCUUAGCAAGUUCGUGACGUUGAAGUACCUCGUGCUGCAUCACAACAACUACACCGGCGGCAUCGUCUCCUCCGGCGUGCUCCGGCUGCCGCUGCUCGCCAGGCUCGACCUUAGCUUCAACCAGUUCUCCGGCGAGCUGCCUCUCGAGGUUGCCGACAUGAAGAGCCUCAAGUACCUGAUGCUCCCCGGGAAUGGGUUCUCCGGUGGGAUUCCGCCGGAGUACGGCCGUCUCACCGAGCUCCAGGCGCUCGACUUGUCGUACAACAACCUCACCGGCAGGAUACCGGCGAGCAUCGGGAACCUCACGUCGCUGCUCUGGUUGAUGCUUGCCGGGAACCAGCUCUCCGGCGAGAUACCGCCGGAGAUCGGCAACUGCAGCAGCUUGCUCUGGUUGAACCUGGCCGACAACCGGCUGACCGGCAAGAUUCCGCCGGAGAUGGCAGAGAUAGGGAGGAACCCCGCCCCGACGUUCGCCAAGAACCGGAGGGAUCUCAGCGUGCUGGCUGGCUCCGGCGAGUGCCAGGCCAUGAGGCGGUGGAUCCCGGCGAGCUACCCGCCGUUCAACUUCGUGUACACGGUGAUGACGCGGGAGAAUUGCCGCAGCAUAUGGGACCGGAUUCUCAAGGGCUACGGGAUCAUCCCGAUCUGCACCAACUCGUCGUCGCCGGUGAGGUCCAACACGAUCGCCGGCUACGUGCAGCUGUCCAACAACAUGCUCUCCGGCGAGAUACCGCGGCAGAUCGGCGCAAUGCGGAACCUCAGCUUGCUCCACCUCGACCACAACAAUCUCACCGGCACCCUGCCGCCGGAGAUCAGCAAGCUGCCGCUCGUCGUGCUGAACGUCUCGAAAAACGGAAUCUCCGGCCGGGUACCGGCGGAGAUCGGCCACAUUCUGUGCCUCGAGAUACUGGACCUGGCCUACAACAACUUCUCCGGCGAGCUCCCGGCGAGCCUUGGUGGCCUGACCGGGCUGAACAAGUUCAACGUGUCGUACAACCCGCUUCUCUCCGGCGUCGUCCCCACCACCGGCCAGCUGGGCACCUUCGACGAGCAGUCCUUCCUCGGCGACCCCCUCAUCACGUUGCAGGAUCGAGGCCCUCGACAGCAGAAAACGCCACCGGCCGCCAUUAGAGGGCACAGGAUGUCGCGCAGAGCCAUCGUGCUGUGGUUCGUCUUCUCCCUCAUCAUCGCCUUCAUCGCCGGCACGGUCCUGUUCAUCAUGCCCAACCUGCGGGCGCGGUUCCCGGUGGACCAGGACCCGGACCCCGAGUCGCUCUUCGGUGAGAACCCCAAGUUCGGCGGUGGCGACGGCGGCAAGUGCGCGGCGUUCCAGAUGUCGGCCACGUCGUCGCCGCCGUCCGGGUCGUCGUGCGUGACCGGGUGCUCGUCGUCGUCGGAGGGGGUGAAGGUGUUCCGGCUCGACAAGACGGCGUUCACCUACCGCGACAUCGUGGCGGCCACCAGCGGCUUCUCCGACGACCGCGUGAUCGGGCGUGGCGGGUACGGCGUGGUGUACCGCGGCGUGCUCCCCGACGGCCGCGACGUGGCGGUCAAGAAGCUCGCCAGGCUCCGCGACUGCGGCGGCGGCGACGACAGCGGCGAGCGCGAAUUCCGCGCCGAGAUGGAGGUGCUCGCCGAUCGGAUGGGGUUCACGUGGCCGCACCCGAACCUCGUCACGCUCUACGGCUGGUGCCUCGCCGGGUCGGCCAAGAUCCUGGUCUACGAGUACCUCGACGGCGGCAACCUGGAGGCGCUCAUCGGCGACCACGCCGCGUUCGGUCGCCGCCGGCGGCUGGACGCGGCCAUCGGCGUGGCGCGCGCGCUCGUGUUCCUGCACCACGAGUGCCACCCCGCCGUGGUGCACCGCGACGUGAAGGCCAGCAACGUGCUCCUCGGCCGCGACGGCGGCGCCAAGGUGACGGACUUCGGGCUGGCACGGGUGGUCCGCCCCGGCGACACCCACGUCAGCACGAUGGUGGCCGGCACGGUGGGGUACGUGGCUCCGGAGUACGGCCAGACGUGGCGCGCCACGACCAAGGGCGACGUGUACAGCUACGGCGUGCUGCUCAUGGAGCUCGCCACGGGCCGCCGCACCGUCGACGCCGGCGAGGAGGAGUGCCUGAUCGAGUGGAGCCGCCGAAUGGCCAAGGAAGGGUGGCCGGCGAAGGGCGGCGCCACCAGCGGCACGGUGCUCUGGGACAUGCUCAUGCUCGGAAUGCGGUGCACCGCCGACACGCCGCAGGAGCGGCCGGACAUGCCGGACGUCCUCGCCGCAUUACUCGACAUCGCCGACGCCGACGGCGGCGCGAUCAGCAGCAGAAGCUCAUCCCACGCUGACGCCGCCGGCGAGUAAUCCAACAUUUUCCUCACAUAGUCAACAUAGGUGUAGUCAAAUCUCACCAACAAACACAAAACAAACCCAUUCUUCCUCUUCUUCCUUCACAAAAUUUUGUUCCCAUUCUUGAUGUGAAUAAUACAAGGUAGGAUCACCCCCAAACAAAAGGAAAUUUUGGUUGUAAACACCACAUCUUCCCUAUGUAAAUGCAUCAAAACAACAAUCUUUGGUUUCCAAUCCAUUUGUUACUAUUCAUCA